AUGAACUCUUUCAUCCUUUCCGCAAGCUUGCUUGCUUCCCUGGCCUCCGCCUACACUCAGGUCAAUGUUGCAUCGCCGUUUAUGCAGAAGAACAUUGACCCAAUCGUCUUUCCGGGCUCUUUCACCAAAUCUCAUUUGCACUCGUUCUACGGCUCCGACGCCGUCACCGCGUCGACCAACAAAUCGGCUGUCCUACAAAGUGGCUGCACAGCUGCGGAUAACGCCAAUGACCUGAGUGUGUAUUGGGUACCGACAGUCUUAUCCACUGCAGAUGGAGGGAAGACAUACGCCCCAGUCCCUGUGGCACGGUUCAGCGCAUACUACAAUCUUGGCGAAACACCAGCGGAAGUAGCCAUCCCACAAGACUUGCAAAUGGUUGCUGGCGAUGCUUCAGCCAUGACCAAGGACAAGAUGAUCGCAUCUGCACAGUCUGAAUGGUUCUGCGAAAACGAUCCAGCCAGCCCACUGGAUGUCAAUGGUUUCCCCAGCAAAGGCUGCAGCAGCCACCUCCAACAACUCCUCUACUUCCCCCAAUGCGUAAACGAGAAGACUCUCGAGACGGGCUACAAAGACCGUCGCGGCGGUGCAUGCCCGGCUGGAAUGAAAUCCAUGCCUCAGCUGCGCUUCUCUAUUCGCUACGACUUGCGCAAAGCCCUGCCUAAGGGCUGGACCGGUACUGCACCCGUCAAGCUAGCCUGCGGACCGGCUUGGUGCAGCCACGGUGACUUCAUCAACGGCUGGACUCCUGAGUCGGCUACUAAUAUGAUUGCCACAACCAAGGAGAAGCAAAAGUUCGCCCUUGUAACUGGCAAGGCGCAGAAGAAGAACUGCACGCCCAAGGACGCGGACCCGAAGAACGGUGUCAGCGACUAUGCGGCCAGCGUCGCUGCGAUGGGCAAGGCGGUGAAGCGUAGCUGGGAGAUGAGCAGAGUGGCGAGGUUCGUGCAGAACUAAGCUUAGGAAGGAUGGAAGGAUUCUUUGUACAUAUUUUAUGAAUUUAUUGGGUAUUGCGGGAUGAUACCUGCAUAAUCGAA
Molecule: messenger RNA, 1034 nt
Organism: Parastagonospora nodorum SN15
Lineage: Eukaryota; Fungi; Ascomycota; Dothideomycetes; Pleosporales; Phaeosphaeriaceae
Exons: 1
Coding region: 1-954 (317 amino acids)
Source: RefSeq, a predicted model, not a curated record